Molecule: messenger RNA, 364 nt
Organism: Baudoinia panamericana UAMH 10762
Lineage: Eukaryota; Fungi; Ascomycota; Dothideomycetes; Mycosphaerellales; Teratosphaeriaceae
Exons: 1
Coding region: 165-347 (60 amino acids)
Source: RefSeq, a predicted model, not a curated record
UUACGGUGCGGAGGUCCCAACCGGAGUGCCUAUCCUCGUCAUGCAUACCUCCCGUCUAACUCCGCAUCCGGUAUUCUUUUCGUGGUCAAAUCCCUUGUGCAUCCUACUCUACUUGCGAGUAGCCUCGAGGUAUAGCGCUCUCCGUCGAACGCAGCCGCGUAUCAAUGUCUAAUGUGGCGAAGCAUGCGGAUUGGAAUGAGCAAUGGCCCACAGGAACACCGUUGCUGGCUUCAACCGUGGGCCGGGUAUUCUUCAGAAAAAGAGCAUGCCCGCGUACAACAGAUAUGGCAUUCCGGCACACUCUCCGUGCGCUUCCAGCUCUCAUCAGCCCACCAACGCCUCGCUAAUAAUCACAGACCGCUGC